AAACCUCAUUUCCCUAUAAAUAACACCCAUUAAAUUUCACAAUUCAUCACAUUUUCUUACAAAUCCUUCUCUUAACUAAACAUCUUUUUUCUAUAUACCCUUCACAUUUGCUAUUAAAAAUCAUGGGCUCUGACAAGAUCAAGAUUGGAAUUAAUGGUUUUGGAAGAAUUGGUAGAUUGGUAGCCAGAAUUGCUCUACAAAGAGAUGAUGUUGAACUUGUUGCUAUUAAUGAUCCUUUCAUUUCCACCGAUUACAUGACAUAUAUGUUCAAGUAUGAUUCUGUACAUGGACAAUGGAAACACCAUGAAGUGAAAGUCCAAGAUUCAAACACCCUUCUUUUUGGUGAAAAGGCUGUCACUGUUUUUGCCUCUAGGAACCCAGAAGAGAUUCCAUGGGGUGAAACUGGAGCUGAUUACGUUGUUGAAUCAACUGGAGUUUUCACUGACAAAGACAAAGCUGCUGCCCAUUUGAAGGGAGGAGCAAAGAAAGUGAUAAUAUCUGCACCAAGCAAAGAUGCACCUAUGUUUGUUGUUGGUGUCAAUGAGAAGGAAUACAAGCCUGAAAUCGACAUUGUUUCAAAUGCUAGCUGCACUACCAACUGCCUUGCUCCCUUAGCCAAGGUUAUCAAUGACAGAUUUGGCAUUGUAGAAGGACUUAUGACUACUGUCCAUUCCAUCACUGCUACACAGAAAACUGUUGAUGGACCAUCUAGCAAAGACUGGAGGGGUGGAAGAGCUGCUUCCUUCAACAUCAUUCCUAGCAGCACUGGAGCUGCUAAGGCUGUAGGCAAGGUGCUUCCAUCAUUGAAUGGCAAGCUAACCGGAAUGUCAUUCCGUGUUCCAACUGUUGAUGUUUCGGUUGUUGAUCUUACUGUUAGACUCGAGAAGGAAGCUUCAUAUGAUGAAAUUAAAGCUGCUAUCAAGGAGGAAUCUGAGGGAAACCUCAAAGGUAUCUUAGGUUACACAGAAGAUGAUGUUGUGUCCACGGAUUUUCUAGGUGACAGUAGGUCAAGUAUCUUUGAUGCAAAGGCGGGUAUUGCUUUGAACAAGAACUUUGUUAAGUUGGUUUCUUGGUAUGACAAUGAAUGGGGAUACAGCUCCCGAGUUAUUGAUUUGAUCGUGUACAUGGCUUCUGUCCAAGCUUGAUCGCGGUACUGAUAACUUAGCUUCUGCAAAACAGACCGGAAAUCUUUUGUGUUCGUGUUGAUGUUGUUAGAGUUUUUGAGUGUAAUGCAGAAUAAAUUUGAGGAUUUUGUAUAUGUUUUGAUGGAAGUUUAUGAAGUUAAUUAGUUUGAUUAUGUGGAAAUUUUACUUUUGCUUGUUAGUCUUGUACUCUUGUUCAAUAUCUGUAAGUUUUAUAAAAGAUGAACUUAAUGCAUGUUUUUCACAAUAGUCUAACUAAA
This is a messenger RNA of Spinacia oleracea (spinach), 1402 nucleotides long. RefSeq names its product glyceraldehyde-3-phosphate dehydrogenase, cytosolic. Gene Ontology annotation, cellular component: cytosol. Lineage: Eukaryota; Viridiplantae; Streptophyta; Magnoliopsida; Caryophyllales; Amaranthaceae. Gene Ontology annotation, molecular function: NADP binding; NAD binding; glyceraldehyde-3-phosphate dehydrogenase (NAD+) (phosphorylating) activity. The coding region runs from base 123 to 1145 and encodes 340 amino acids. The transcript has 12 exons. The record is from RefSeq and is a predicted model, not a curated record. Gene Ontology annotation, biological process: glucose metabolic process; glycolytic process.